Molecule: messenger RNA, 2567 nt
Organism: Oryza sativa Japonica Group (Japanese rice)
Lineage: Eukaryota; Viridiplantae; Streptophyta; Magnoliopsida; Poales; Poaceae
Source: RefSeq, a predicted model, not a curated record
CCAGAUCUCACCCACCCCACCCCACCCACACGACGAGAGACCAAAACACGCGGGAAAACGCUCCCGCGCCGCGCCAAACCUGGCCUCGCGUGAACCGGCGGCGGGCCCACCGCCGGCGUGCGCACACGUGCCACCGCCACCGGCGUCCAGCCGGACCGACGACGACGAGGGCGACGACGACGUCACGGUGUUGGUACAGUGCCAGCCGACGCUGACCAGCCGGGCCCACCCACCACCUGCCCCCACCACCGUGCUGCUUGCCUGCCUCUUUCUUGUCUCGCUUUCUUGAGCUCGUCUCCUCGUGCUCUCUCUCUCUCCUUGCUGCGACCUUUGCCUUCGAUCCGACGACGACGACGGCCGCCAUUGCCGAUUGCUUCCCGGCGCGCUGAAGGAAAGAAGCCUCAGGGACCAAGAUCUCGCCGUCGGAUCGCCGGCUGCCGCCUGAAGAUUUGUGCUGUCAAGUUGAUAGAGGACAAGGCCAUGGGUGUCGAGGCAGAUCAUGGUACGCCAUGUAUAAGGACGAUCUUGAGGUGUUCAAUCAGGAUGAGCUACAGAUAUGCUUCUGAAAACUGGGUUCUCCUCUUCCCGGUCCUGCUGCUCUACCUGCUAUUCAGAUCUUCGCCGGGUUUCUUCGCUUUCCUUCUGUCCCACUCUCCUGUAAUCAUAUGUGCCGCUCUUAUCCUUGGUGUGCUGAUAAGCCAUGGCAGCACAAACGUUGCUGAGAUCAAGGAAGAACGGAAAUCUGUCGCCGAGGUUUCGGAUCCCAAGUAUGCAGAUUUGUCCAGGAAUAUCCAUUUGGAAGCAAACAAGGGAUUUUCGGCAAAAGAGAACACGGCGAGCUUAAAUGACGGUGAAAUCAAAGAUGGCUUGAAUUCUUCCAGAGAAGAUGCUAUCGAAGUUGUUGAGAUGGUGGGCAAGAUAAGUCAUGAUAGAGGAUCAACAGAUUCACAGAGUGAUGAGAUGAAAGUAGAUUCAGAAGAUAAACCGGCUGGUACCUGUAAAUGGGGCCGUGCCUUUUCUGUUCGUCGCAGGAAGAAGCUUUCUGAUAUUAAGGUAGAGCCUAUCAAUGCUGCUGUGGACAGUCCAUUAGACUCAUCUUUGGAUUCACCAUUUGGUAGAGUUGGCUGCCAUGAUGGUUCACCAGGUUUUGAUCAUGAUCAGACAGAGGGUACCACUCCUGGUACUCCUAGAACACGCAUUGCUUCUGUCCUGGACGAGAUUGACCCUCUUUCCAGUGCUGAUUCCCCCCAUCCUGAUCCCAUCCAAAAUGAUGACUCGGACAACCACAUGUCCCUUCAGGAUUCUAGAACUGUGAGAGAUAAUAAUUAUGAAUCUGACAAGAGCAAGGCCAACAAAAACGAUGACAAGAAUGUCAGCACUGAUCCUGCAUUUCUUGGAACCGUAGAUGAUGAUAAGAAUGUCAUGGAUCUUGGGUACUCUGAGGUGGAAAGGCAUCGUAGGUUAGAGAUCUUGAUGGUUAAGAGAAGAUCAAGGAAGAACAUAGUAUUUGAUCCUGACAGUAACUUAGACAUCGAUAAUGAUAAGGUUUGCAAGAGAAACCCAUCUGAUAUUCUUUCUUGUUCUGAUGAGACAGAAUUUCCUGGCUCAGCUCCAUCCGUUCUGCAUACAUGGAGGAAUCCGUUUGAUCAUCCUUUUGAGCAAUCAGAUGAAAGUGAUCUACAUGAACAUGUCGCAAUACCCCACCAGGACAUGUUCUUCACAAGGCAUGAAAGCUUCAGCAUUGGCAGCCAGGGGAGACGUCCCUCAAGAUUUAAGCCACCUUUUAUCAUCGAAGCAAUGGACAUUGAUGAGCCAAGUGCAAGUGAUUUCCAGAGACAAUUCAGUGACAAAAGUGCGUCUACAUUGAGUACAGUUACUGAAUCUGAUAUCAUUUCUUCAGUUGCUGAUCAAGAGGACAUAAGUAACAACAUAAAAAAUGACUCUAGUAGAGAGUAUGAAUCACCAGAGCUACCUACAAUACCUACAAUGGGAAGUGAUAUUAUAUGUGUUGGAGGCACAUGAUCAGAUGGGAUAAAUUUCUUGAACAAUGGAACUCUGAAUGCUAUCACUAAUGGGGCCACAACAGAAUCAUGUACCUCUAUGCCCAUUUUGACGAAUCCGUGAUACCUCCCCGAAGCAUUCGAAAAUCUCUCUGAUGCCAUUGCCAAGAAUGUUGAUGUUUUAGCGAAGAUGAACUGCACUAAAGUGUGCAUAGCAGACGUACUGAAGCCUUUGUCAGUUUGGGACAGCGAAGAGUUUGUCAUGAAAGAACAGAGGAGCCUCAUCCGAGCUUGUAUAGCCUUUUGCUUGUGAUGUAAACGUUUUCUUUAUUCUUGUUUUCAUGUGAUGAAAGAUUUGCAUUCUUCAGAUCAAUUUGCAUAGUUCAGAACACAAGGUUUUGCUAUGCAUUGUUGUUGUGUAUGUAACUGGAUGAUAUAUUACACUAUUACUGCACAUAUCAUUCUUUUGAACAUAAAUCUUCAGUGUAAGUAAGUAUGAAAGGCAUAUUCCAUUUCCAUCCAAGAGGUUAGAAUAUUGAACAGUUGUGACAAAUGUGAAUUCCAGCA